This is a messenger RNA of Penicillium canescens, 1142 nucleotides long. Its product is annotated as HAD family hydrolase. The coding region runs from base 259 to 1038 and encodes 259 amino acids. The record is from RefSeq and is a predicted model, not a curated record. NCBI's taxonomy places the organism in Eukaryota, Fungi, Ascomycota, Eurotiomycetes, Eurotiales, Aspergillaceae. The transcript has 2 exons.
GAAAGACCUUUGUUAUUCAUGCAGUCUAAAGUGGACCGAUAACGCCUGUCGAGGUGGGGAGCGUAUCCUCGGUCUGAACUGCAGCGAUCGCCAGUACCUCGGCAAUCUGACAGUCUCCAGAAUCCAGAUUAAUUCAAGUAGUUCAGAUCCUUUCUGAACCCAAGAAUUCUAGGCCAUUCGGCUUUCAGUGUCAGCUUAAAUUCAAGCAGCUCUCCCACUUCCUGCCAUUACUGCUAUCAGCCCUGUUGUUAUCUCAAGAUGGCAGAGACCAAACGCCCGGUGGGCCUAUUGUUCGAUAUUGGAGGAGUGUGUGUUGUAUCGCCAUUCCAAGCCAUCCUAGACUACGAGAUCGCCCAGAAUAUCCCACCAGGAUGGGUCAAUUUCAGCAUCUCACGAACAAAGCCGAACGGUAGCUGGCAUAAGCUGGAGCGGGGCGAUAUCAAGAUGGAUGCGGACUUCUUCGCAGGCUUCAAUACAGACCUACGAAACCCUGAUCUAUGGAGACAAUUCCACCAACAACUUCAAACGAAACAAGGCACCAGUUCGACCACCAUCCCUCCCCUGCCAACGGUGGAUGCCGAAUGGCUCUUCUGGGAGAUGAUGCGGAUAUCGCGCACUCCAGACCGAUAUAUGUAUCCGGCUCUGAAGAAACUCAGAGAGUCUGGUCAAUUCUUGAUGGGGGCUCUAUCCAACACUGUUAUAUUCCCCGAUGGACACGAAUACAAUAACGAUGUGUCCGGGGUCAAGUCGCAAUUCGACUUUUUCAUUUCCUCCGCACAUUCAGGCCUUCGCAAACCUGAUCCGAAGAUCUAUCAGGUGGCGUUACAGGAAAUGGAUACUCUAGCUAAGAAGCGGGGACUGCCGGGGACUAACCCCAACGAUAUCGUCUUUUUUGACGACAUCGGGGAGAAUCUGAAGGGAGCAAAGAAGGCCGGCAUGCGUACGGUCAAGGUCACUCUUGGAAAAUCUCAAGAUGCAGUCAAGGAACUGGAGAAGCUCACCGGUCUUCAAUUGCUGGAGGACCAGGCACGGCUGUGAUGUAAAGGGGAUUUUUGUGUUGAAAAUUCCUAGAUAAUUAUCGAAACUAGAAACAGUACCCAAAUAACUCUCAAUAAUGGGUAUUAUUAUUGUUUCUGAUUUCC